UGUUUUACCUGCCUUAGUUUGCAUUGUCCUGUCAUGACUGAAAUAAAUACUUUUUGUCCUGUUUAUUUGCAGUUUACCAAUCAAAAUGGACUCAAGUUCUCCGAGGUUCACCCUCCUGGCUCCAGACCUGCUGCGAGCAGACAGUGAGGAGAACAUCUACAUGGUGGGCGACGGCCUGUCCGACCCUGUCACCGUUUCUAUCUCCAUCCAGGACUUCAGUAAGACCACCAUGCUGCUGCAGGACUCUGCCGUACUCAACCAGGAGAAUGGAUACCACACUCUCAAGUCUAUACAGCUUCCCUCUGACCUCUUGAACCGUGAUGAGAAGAAGAACAAGUUUGUGCAUCUGUCUGUGAGCUUUGGGGGCUUCCACACAGAGGAGAGGUUGUUGAUGGUUUCCUUUCACUCAGGAUACAUCUUCAUCCAGACGGACAAACCCAUCUACAACCCUGGAGACACUGUUCAGUUUAGAGCCUUCGUGUCCUCUCCUGCUUUCAAGGCUUUCAACAGCUCCAUCACGAUAGACAUCCAGAACACAGACGGUAUAGUGGUUAAGCAGAUCUCCAGGACCAGAGCUGUUGAUGGCAUCUUUAAAGACACUUUAGUUCUCUCUGAAAUUGUCAAGGAAGGCAUAUGGAAGGUGAUUGCAAAGUUUGAUCACUGGCAGCAGAACACAUUUACCGCCAAUUUUGUGGUGAAGAAAUAUGUGCUUCCUGCCUUCAAUGUUACCUUGACGCCCAAGAAGUCCUUUCUCAGCCUGGAUGACACUGAACUCAUUGUAGAGAUCUCAGCAAGGUACCUGUAUGGGGAGCCGGUGCAGGGGACGGCCUAUGUUGUGUUUGGAGUGAAUAUCAACAAUGAGAUGCGCAGGUUGCCUUCAGUAAAGCAGGUUUCAGAUCUGGAUGGAGGAGUUGUAGUACUGAGCAUGGAGGAGAUAAAGAGAGCGUACCCCAACAUCAGAUCUUUGGUGGGGAACUCUGUGUAUGUCAAGGCUUCUGUGCUUACACAGUCCGGCAGUGAUCUGGUUGAAGCAGAGAAGACUGGCAUUAAAAUAGUGGAGUCUCCCUUUGUGUUAUCCUUCAAAGACAUACCAAAGUACUUCAAGCCAGGCCUGCCCUUUGACUUUACAAUCCAGGUGAGCCACCAUGAUGGUUCCCCGGCUCGUAAUGUUCCUGUUAAGUUGAACAUGUUGGACACGCCCCUGAUCGUCUCCGGCACAGCCAGAGUCACCAUCAACAUGCCGAGUAAUUCACGCCCACAAACCAUCACUGCUGAGACCACCCAGGCUGAUCUGAGACCAGAGCAGCAGGCCAAACAUCAUCAAUCAAUACAGUCAUACGUCAGCCUGGACCACCGCCAACAGAACUACCUGUAUAUCUCCACAGGGACAAACAAGGUGUCUGUGGGAGAAAGAAUGUCUUUCAAGCUGAGCAUCAUCACAGCAGAGCAGACAAACAGGGAUCUCAUUAAACAUGUUACAUAUCUGGUGGUGAAUAAAGGUAAAAUCAUCGUAGCCAAGCGUGUGGAUGUGACCGGUCAGGUGAUCACCAGUAUUGGACUGAUGGUCACACCGGAGAUGUUGCCUUCGUUUCGGGUUGUGGCAUUCUACUGGAUCUGGACAGGGCGAGAGGAGGUGGUGCCUGACUCCAUCUGGGUGGAUGUGGUAGAUUCUUGCGUUGGAGGGCUGAGAGUGGGGCCAGCGGACGGCAUACAUCGAGACUACAGACCUGGAAAGACAUUAAGUUUUGAAGUCAGAGGAGAUCCAGGGGCAAAAGUUAGCAUGGUGGCCGUGGACAACGCUGUGUUUCUGCUCAACAAGGACAGACUGACACAGAGGAAGCUCUGGGAUGUGGUGGAACACAGAGACAUCGGCUGCACCCACGGGGGAGGCAGGGAUGCCAAGGCAGUGUUCUCCGACGCGGGGCUGCUCUUCUCCUCCAGCGCAGGAUUCAAAACCGAAACAAGACAAGCCCUGCAGUGCCCUGGAAGAACCAGAAGGAGGCGCUCUGCUGAACUGCUGAAACGUAAAGCCCAGCUGGAGGAUUAUUACAAGGAGAAACUGCAGCGUCGCUGCUGUAGGGACGGCCUCAGGGAGAUCCCCAUGCCGUACUCCUGCACGAGGCGCUCCCUUUACAUCACAGAGGGCUGGGAGUGCAUCCGUGCCUUUCGAUACUGCUGUGCCACAUACAGAAACCAAGAGUUUGACACCCAGAUUCCAACCACCCCACCACCCAUGACCACAGCUCCACCUACCACAUCAAUUCCAAGACUCUCUUUCAUACGUCCUUUUGGCAGAGUAGAUGCGUCUGUACACAGAAUACAGCUCUCGGCAAGAACAUUUGGGUUUCUUUUUAACCCCCAGCCGGUAAAGCCUCCAGAGUCAUGGAAGCACACAAGCCUCCCCACCACAGCAAGACCUUCUAUUCAUACAUGUGUUCACUUAGCUUGGGGACAACCACAGGCAUCGCCAGGGAUACCUGGACCGCCUGAAUCACCAAAAGUGUACAUGAAAUAUUCCAAUGUAAAUAAAAUGGCACAAGAAGAUGUGGUUAUGGACACGAGGGAAAUGGUGGAGGAAGUGGAGGAGUAUGAAGAAGAUGAAGAGGAAGAUUGGGAGUACCUGGAUGAGACUCAAGUCUAUCUGCGGUUCAAGUUCUACGAGUCGUGGUGGAUGGAAGUUGACCUGCCCAGCCAGGCAGACAGAGACGGGUUGGCCUCAAAGACUGUGAACCACCCCUUACCUGACAGUAUCACAGAGUGGGGAGUGCUGGCAGUAAGCUCAUCACCUCAUACAGGUUUCUGUGUUGCUGAGCCGUACAAUGUCAGAGCACGGAAGGACUUCUUUGUGGACCUGAGGCUGCCGUAUUCAGUGGCAAGGAACGAGCAGCUCGAGAUAAAAGCUGUGGUCCAUAACUACGGCUAUGAAGAGAUGCAUGUAAGGGUGGUGCUGAUGAAGACAGAAGGCAUGUGCAGCAUUGCCUUCAAGGACAGACACACACAAGAGCUGACACUGGCGCCGGGCUCUUCUGUGGCGGUGCCUUACACCAUCGUCCCACUGGUGGUGGGGAAGCUACCUCUGGAAGUGAUGGUGGUCGGCAGAGACAUGAUGGGAGGAGACCGUAUCCAGAAGCUUCUACGGGUGGUGAUGGACGGAGUGCAGAAGACUGAAGUGUGGAGUGCUGUGCUGAACCCAUCUGCUGAGGGAGGAACACAGACACUUCAUGUUGAAAAGAGGAAACUGGAGUCAGUUGUCCCAAAUUCUGUGCCUGAGACUUUCAUCAAUGUCAGAGGGAAUAUUUUGGCAGACAGCAUCGAUAACUCCAUCAGUGAGGACUCUCUGGCCUCCCUGAUCCGGAUGCCCGGCGGCUGUGUGGAGCAGAACUUGGCGAGCAUCACUCUGCCGCUCAUCGCCACGCUCUACCUGGAGAGAACAAACGACUGGGAAAGUGUCGGGGUGCAGCGCAAGGCUGAGGCUAUCCGAUACAUUAGGAGAGGCUAUGAGAACCAACUGGCCUACAGAAAGAGUGAUGGCUCUUACCCCCCCUACAGGAGGGAAGGCGCAAGCACAUGGAUCACGGCAUACGUUGUUAAAGUUUUCUCCAUGGCUCACUCCAUCAUUGGCAUCAACGAGCAGCAAGUGUGUGAACCUCUGCUCUACCUGUUGAAGAACAAACACCAACGUUUGACAGGGAGCUUCAGAGAAGACAACCCAGUUUACAGCACCACCAUGACUGGCGGUGUAGGUGUCCGUGGUGAUGAACAUCAGAUAACCCUGACAGCCUUUGUCCUCAUAGCGCUUGCUGAGGCUAAGCAGGCCGGGAUCCGUUGCAAUGAUCCAAAUUUUAACACAGAGGCUAUUAUCCGUAAGACAGCUGAUUACCUGAGUAAAGGGCUGUUAAAGGUGGGAAGGCGGCCGUACACUGUGGCCAUCACUUCCUAUGCAUUGGCUCUGCUGGGGAAGUCACAGCCCUUCAACCCGACCCAAGUUCUACUCAGAGCAUCUGAAGAUGGUCACUGGCCCGACACACAGAACACCUUGUUCUCACUGGAGGCGACCGGCUACGCCCUGCUCGCUCUGAUCAAGUUGGGACGUAUGGAGGAAGCAGCAGCACCGUUUAAAUGGCUGAACAGCCAGCGGAGGAGAGGUGGAGGCUUCGGCUCAACCCAGUCCACCAUGGUUGUGCUGCAAGCACUGUCAGAGUACCUGAUCCACAAACCUCCACCUGGAGACCUCAGUUUGGAUGUGGACGUCAGGAUGACAGGGCGCAAGGAAAUCCGCUACCACUUUGACCCCGUGACCUCCUAUGCUGCUCGAUCUUCCAGGUUGCCCGCUGAACUUGAUUUGGAAGUGGAGGCUCGGGGAAACGGACAGGGAAUACUGGAGGUUGUGACUUAUUACAACCAGCUGCAUGAGGUGGAUGAGAAACUUUCCUGCCAGCACUUUGAGCUCAACGUCACUAUUGAAGAAUCAGGCGAAAAGCCUCCCGCAGAUGUAGAAAAAUCCUACCAGAUCACCAUCAAAGUGAGGGCCUUAGGACCCAGAGACGUCAGGAUGGUGGUUCUAGAUAUUAGUCUGCCCACUGGUUUCACUCCAGAGAACUCAGACCUAGAGAUGUUGUCCAACUCGGUGGACCGUUACGUCAGCAACUUCCAGAUAGUUGAUAACCUGAGCGACCGAGGCUCUCUGAUUUUACACUUGUUCAAGGUUUCCCACAAAGAGCCAGAGAUCCUGAUCUUCAGGCUUCAACAGAGCUUCAAAGUUGGCCUCCUGCAGCCCUCCUCAGUGACUGUCUAUGAGUACUACAACCCUGAUCACCGCUGCAGUCGUACCUACAAUCCCAAGGAGGACAGAGAGGAGCUCACGCAGAUCUGCAGGGACAAUGUCUGCCGCUGCACGCAGGGUGACUGCUGUGUCUCCAAAAGUGAUACUGAAAACUUCCCCAACAAAGACAGAGAGACUUUUGCCUGCAAAAGUUUACACCACGUUUUCCAGGUGAAGGUGCUGAGUCACAGCCAGAGUUACUACGACAAAUACGAGAUAGAGAUCACGCAAGUUAUCAAACUGGGUGAGGAGGCGGGAGUUGAAGUGGGACAAAAGCGGGUUUUCAUGUCUCAUGGAGGCUGCAGAGAUGAUCUCAACCUGACGCCGGGCUCCCAGUAUCUCAUCAUCGGCCCCAAAGAUGACCAAUGGAACAUUGAUAGUGAAACCAACAAGUACAUCUAUAUGUUAGGAAAAGACACCUGGGUUGAGCGCUGGCCUUCAUCUGCAGAGUGCUCCAGCGAUCCCAGCCUGCAGACCAAAUGCAAGAACCUCGAUGACACCGCAUAUGAACUGUCUGUCAACGGCUGCAGGCUGUAGUCAGUCUUUGCAAUAAGUGAAUAAUGACAUACUAAAUGUGUUGCUCUGUGAAAAAAGAACUACAAGUAGAGCUAGUUAUCGUCACAUACCCAUAAAGUUUUUCCCAACUGUGAUGAUGCAACAUGAACUAGUUCCGCUGUAAGAAUGUAUUAAUACUAAAAGUAAACCAAACAGCCUGUUCAAGAUUGUUAUAGCUUUUUUUCAAUGUUUGAAGUGUAAAACCAAAUAGUAAAACUGUCACAAUGCCAACUUAAAGCUAUACAUGAAACAUAUUGUUAAUAAAAGGAAGUGAUACAUUUCACAUAUUGAAGAAAAGGUCAUCAUUGAUACAGAGUUCAUUAAUAUUGCCUCCAUAAAGGGAGGUAAGCAAAUCAUAAAAAAUAAGUCCUCCUUAAAAAAUGAGAGGAGCCCAGCCCAGAUAAUUAAACUGAAGCCAAUGUUAAGUGGCCCUAAGGGACAUUUUUUCCACUGACCAGCAGAGGGAGACUCACUGGUUGUAGAAAGGUGUCUGAAUUUAUAAAACCAGAUGGAAAAGGUUUGGGGUUACUGUACAAAAAAAUGCAUUAAGUAAUUGUUUACAACAAACCUGUGCUGACUGAAAUAACAAGCUGUGUUUUAUUUACAUCUCUAUAUAAAAACAUUUCUCUAAAA
This is a messenger RNA of Labrus mixtus (cuckoo wrasse), 6010 nucleotides long. Its product is annotated as complement C3-like. Gene Ontology annotation, molecular function: protein binding; endopeptidase inhibitor activity. Gene Ontology annotation, cellular component: extracellular region. The record is from RefSeq and is a predicted model, not a curated record. Lineage: Eukaryota; Metazoa; Chordata; Actinopteri; Labriformes; Labridae. The transcript has 42 exons. The coding region runs from base 86 to 5359 and encodes 1757 amino acids.